CAGAGUAUAAAAAGCUUCUCCACAGUGAUACAACUUGUCCAAGAAGGAGAAACAAUCCUGAACUCUCCUGAAAACAGGCACAUCAACCGAUGAGGCCAAGCUAAAGGCUCUCUGCUCCACAGAAACUACUGAAGGCUAGUCCACUCCUAGACUUCCUCUUGUUGUCUGUUCCUCUGUCUAUCGACUCACUCCCUCUCCAGACUGCUCCGCCAUGCCUCCUCAGCUUCAGUCCCAGAACCAGAGCGGUCCCAGGAUCCUGCAGGGCGAUCUCAGUGCCCUCAGUCCAGCCGUCAAGGAGUUCGUGGAAGCCAAUGUGACUUUGUGUCAGCCCGACUCCCUUCACAUCUGCGAUGGCUCAGACGAGGAGAACCGAGCCAUCCUGACUCAGCUGGAGGAGCAGGGGAUGAUCAAGAAGCUCAGAAAAUAUGAGAACUGCUGGUUGGCCAGAACCGACCCGAGGGACGUGGCUCGUGUGGAGAGUAAGACUGUGAUUGUGACUCGGGAUCAGAGGGACACGGUGCCCACGCCUCUGGGCGGCGGAGUCAGCCAGCUGGGUCGCUGGAUGUCACCGGAAGAGUUCGACAAAGCCAUGGCUCAGCGAUUCCCCGGCUGCAUGAAAGGUCGGACUAUGUAUGUGAUUCCCUUCAGCAUGGGCCCAGUAGGUUCCCCCCUCUCUAAGAUCGGAGUGGAGCUGACUGACUCUCCCUACGUGGUGGCCAGUAUGAGGGUGAUGACCCGUAUGGGAAAGGCUGUGCUGUCUGCUCUGGGGAACGGCGAGUUUGUUCGCUGUCUGCACUCCGUCGGCUGUCCUCUGCCGCUCAAAAAGCCCUUGGUGAACAAUUGGCCCUGUAACCCUGAACAGACGUUAAUUGCCCACAUCCCAGACCGCAGACAGAUUAUCUCAUUCGGUAGUGGCUAUGGAGGAAACUCCCUGCUGGGGAAGAAGUGCUUUGCUCUGCGCAUUGCCUCACGUAUCGCCAAGGAGGAGGGCUGGCUGGCAGAGCACAUGCUGAUCCUGGGUGUCACCAACCCUGCUGGUGAGAAGAAGUACAUGGCAGCUGCCUUUCCCAGCGCCUGCGGGAAGACGAAUCUGGCCAUGCUUUGCCCCACGCUACCGGGCUGGAAGGUUGAGUGCGUGGGGGAUGACAUUGCCUGGAUGAAGUUUGACGACCAAGGCAACCUUCGUGCCAUCAACCCGGAGAAUGGCUUCUUUGGAGUUGCUCCUGGAACCUCAGCCAAAACCAACCCCAAUGCCAUGCAGACCAUCAUCAAAAACACUAUUUUCACCAAUGUUGCUGAGACCAGUGAUGGUGGUGUGUUCUGGGAAGGAAUGGACCAGUCACUGCCUGAGGGAGUUAACAUCACUUCCUGGAAGAACAAGCCCUGGAGCUCAGAAGAUGGUGAACCCUGUGCUCACCCCAAUUCUCGUUUCUGCACUCCGGCUGGUCAGUGUCCCAUCAUUGACCCACAGUGGGAAUCCCCAGAGGGAGUCCCCAUUGAGGCCAUCAUCUUUGGAGGGCGCAGGCCAGAAGGUGUGCCUCUGGUAUACGAGGCUUUCAGCUGGCAGCAUGGAGUGUUUGUUGGAGCAGCCAUGAGGUCAGAGGCCACUGCUGCAGCUGAACACAAAGGCAAGGUGAUCAUGCACGACCCCUUUGCCAUGCGGCCCUUCUUCGGCUACAACUUUGGACAGUACCUCUCCCACUGGCUGAGCAUGGCUGACCGCCCUGGCGCAAAGCUGCCCAAGAUCUUUCAUGUCAACUGGUUCCGCAAGAGCCCCACUGCUGGAUUCCUCUGGCCCGGUUUUGGCGACAACAUACGCGUGCUGGACUGGAUGUUCAGGCGAGUAAAUGGCGAGGCUGGUGCCAUGCCCUCCGCUGUGGGCUACCUGCCCUGCAGCAACUCCCUGAACCUGCAGGGCCUGCAGGAGGACGUGGACCUCAAUGAGCUGUUCUCCCUGGAUCAGGUGUUCUGGCAGGGGGAGGUGGAGGAGAUGAAGAAGUAUUUCACCACGCAGGUGAAUGAUGACCUGCCCAACGAGGUGGCCAGGCAGCUGGAGCUCCUGCAGCAGAGAGUGAAUCAGAUGUAAAGGGGCAAAAAGAGGAGGGAAAGGAAUGAGCAGCAGGGUAACAAUUCUGUGGUGUUGGUGAUCCUAGAUCAGCUUGUCUGAAUUUUAGUAAUUCUAGAACAACAUAUCAGAACUUCAGAACAGAAAUUUAGUAAUUCUGUGACCACAUGUUGGAAAUUCAAGAACAGAAUGUUUGUAUUUCUAGAAUAUCUCGUAAUGUUUGUACUGAGGAACGAUUGUUAUACUGUUAUUUGUAUUUUAAAAAACCUCUGACUCGGAUGGGGCCUUGCAACUUCACAGACAGAGGAACAAAUCUUGUAUGACAAUUAUUUUUACUGCUCCACAUUUUUGAUUCCUUUUCUUUCUUUUUCCUGCCCUUUUUGCAGAUCAAUUUUCUGAAAUUGUUUCUGUUAAAGUGUAGCUGGGGAUGUUGGCAUUAAUUAUAUGAACAUUCCUCACUGUGCUCAUCGUAAAUAUGACAGCCAGAUGAACAAGACUGCUGAUUUAUAGCAUAUCUGUGUUUUUAAACUGUUUUCACAAUGCAAUGUCCUGCUGUGUGUCUAAACUCUUCUAUUUAAUAAUAACUUAUUAUAAAUGCAUAUCACAUCACCAUUGCCAUAUAGAUUUGUAUGGCUCAGAAAGAGUAAAUGAGUCCGGGUUAACUCAGCUCCAAGUUUUGUUUGACCCCCUAAACAUGGGGCAGAAUGUUGUUUCUUUGUUCUUAUUGUCAUUUUUUUGCCUUAAUUUAUUUUUGUACACUGUCAUCUCUUCUGUUUUGUUGUAAUCCUGAACCUCCAAAGACGGGAGGCCACAAUAAAAAUAUUUCAAGUAGUGA
Molecule: messenger RNA, 2900 nt
Organism: Scatophagus argus
Lineage: Eukaryota; Metazoa; Chordata; Actinopteri; Scatophagidae
Gene: pck1
Product: phosphoenolpyruvate carboxykinase 1 (soluble)
Exons: 10
Coding region: 212-2086 (624 amino acids)
Biological process (GO): cellular response to glucose stimulus; cellular response to dexamethasone stimulus; hepatocyte differentiation
Cellular component (GO): cytosol; mitochondrion
Molecular function (GO): GTP binding; manganese ion binding; phosphoenolpyruvate carboxykinase (GTP) activity
Source: RefSeq, a predicted model, not a curated record